AUGCUGGCCAGUAGGGAUCCAACAGGAGACAGAGGUUUUGGCAUUGGAAUAAUUGCGAGGUUCCAUAUUGCUACUGUGGUGUGCAACUGCAAUGUUGUACCUGUUACGAAUACUAGGAAAAAAUCCCUUCCAACCUCUAACAUUUCUAAUCUACAUAUUAAUACCCUACAACGGAUGUCGCUUGCCGUUGGGUUGGUUGAGCCCUGCGACUACUACUAUUAUUGGAUACAACAACAGAAGGAACCUAUGCCCACAUUAUUGGGUCAUCCCGAGAACAGCCUAUACAGUCUGAUCUCGAUUCCACAGGCCGCAGGUGUCCACUUUCACUCCGACACCGUACCUCAAGACGUACUGUCGCGCUGCAAUCGAGAGUGCUUACGAUCGCGAUAUUUUCCAAAUUCCAUCGUUUCGUCAAAAAAACCAACAACACACAACACACAACACACAACACACAACAAUAUGCGGUCUACACUACUUAGCUUGACCACCAUCAUCGCUCACGUUUCGGCAACGUUGACUGGAGAGGCAUGUACAUGCGCUGGCAUCAAGAAAUGCCAGAAUCAGAAAGCUUGGGGAUGUGUACAGAUCGAUGGUCCCCUCGAAGGUCCCAACUGCGUGGAUCAGACUACCGUCUGCGAAGGCUCAAGCAUAAGUGAGUAA
Messenger RNA from Pseudocercospora fijiensis CIRAD86, 660 nucleotides. RefSeq lists its product as uncharacterized. The record is from RefSeq and is a predicted model, not a curated record. Bases 1 to 660 code for a protein of 219 amino acids. The transcript is spliced from 5 exons. NCBI's taxonomy places the organism in Eukaryota, Fungi, Ascomycota, Dothideomycetes, Mycosphaerellales, Mycosphaerellaceae.